This is a messenger RNA of Oncorhynchus tshawytscha (Chinook salmon), 1257 nucleotides long. RefSeq names its product E3 ubiquitin/ISG15 ligase TRIM25-like. Lineage: Eukaryota; Metazoa; Chordata; Actinopteri; Salmoniformes; Salmonidae. The transcript has a single exon. The record is from RefSeq and is a predicted model, not a curated record. Bases 86 to 709 code for a protein of 207 amino acids.
CCCUCCCACAAACUCUCUUCUGAGGAAACGAAACUGAUCUGAGUCUCUCUGUCGUCUGUCUGUGAGAGAGUGAACAACCGUCCAAAUGGCUCAACAGGGAGUUCUGCUGGACCAGGACCAGUUCUGUUGUUCUGUCUGUCUGGAUCUACUGAAGGAGCCGGUGGCUAUUCCCUGUGGACACAGUUACUGUAGGAGCUGUAUUGAGGGCUGCUGGGAUCAGGAUGUGCUGAAAGGGGUCUAUAGCUGUCCUCAGUGCAGAGAGACCUUCACUCCAAGGCCUAAUCUGAGGAAAAAUAACAUGUUGGCUGAGCUGGUGGAGAAACUGAGGAAGACAGGACUCCAGGCUGCUCCCCCUCCUGCUCUGUGCUAUGCUGGACCUGGAGAUGUGGUGUGUGAUUUCUGCACUGGGACCAGAAAGCAGAAAGCCCUCAUGUCCUGUCUGGCGUGUCUGGCCUCUUACUGUGAGACUCACCUCCAACCUCACUAUGAAUUUCCUGGUUUCAAGAAGCACAAGCUGGUCAAAGCCACCGCACAACUACAGGAGAAGAUCUGCUCUCAUCAUGACAAACUGCUGGAGGUUUACUGUCGUAUUUCACUUCUCUCCUCAAGUCAGAGAGAGAGAGAGAGGGGCCCCUAUCCAAUCCCACUGACCCCACUGUUGGGAACAGGCAGUCUGGACCCCUUUCAGAGAAUAGACUGGUUCAUGUAACCGACUGAGCUGCCUCAUCACAUAACCAUGAGUAACCAUGACGACUCAUGUCCCCUAUACAUUAAAAUGGAACUGUCUCUCUCUCAAUUGAAUUACAUUCAUAGGGCUUUAUUGGCAUGGAAAUAUAUGUUUACAUUGCCAAAGCAAGUGAAAUAGACAAUAAACAAAAGUGAAAUAAACAAUCAGAAAUGAACAGUAAACAUUACACUUGGAAGGGAUUUGGGGGAUGGGGGAGGGUCUAUUAGAAGUUAGUAGGACUCUUUUAUUUUCUCAGAAGUACUGAGUUAGGUAGGAGGAUUUAGAGGUGUAAACCGUGAUUGAACACACUCCAGACCAGUAGGUGGCGCCAUGCACCUCUUAAAGGAUAGGGUGCAGCAUUUCUACUUUUUGAUAAAAAGCGUGCAAAAUUUCAACUUCCUGCUACUCAUGCCUGGAAUAUAGUAUAUGCAUAUGAUUAGUAUGUGUGGAUAGAAAACACUCUGAAGUUUCUAAAACUGGUUCAAUAAUGUCUGUGACUAUAACAGAACUUAUGUAGCAGGCAGAACCCC